AAGACCCGGACUGACACAAAUCCCCAAGCUCCGAGCUCCAGCCUCCGGCGCCUUAGUCCGGCAUUCAAAUCCCAGGUUGCACUUAAAUGAUAGACGCUGCCCACGCUCGCCCUCUUUUUCAGCCACGCUUCAGAACCUGCUCUAGCCUUGAACGUGCGUCGUCUCUCGCGCGUGUGGAGGUUUGCCGAAUGCGAUGAAAACUUGACUUCAGACGAGUAUUGAUUUGCACUGAUUUGGACAGAAUUGGCUCAAUUCCAGAACAUCAAACUGGAACAUCGCCUUGAUACCCACCAUCGAGCAGCUGUCAAAAUGACACUUUAGUGGAACGAAGGAAUUCAUAUUAAAGGUUCUGAACAGGUCUUCACGAAUCGUUUCAAGAUUUUCCUGCUUUUAUAAGGUUGGAGUUGGAAUCCUGUCGUCUUACAACAAUCUCCUUCAAUAUUCACUAUGACUGAAGCGAACACUCUUGAGCAGGGACUACCCGAUGAAGUGGCAGGAAAAAUAAUAUCGAUGGUACCAUUCCCUCAUCUGUUGAAGGCCCGUGUGCUGUCCAGACCAUGGUCUUCUGAAUUCUCGGCCAGUCCUGUGAACUUGACAUUUCAAUAUCAGGUCAAAACAGUCUGCUCCAAAUGGGAAUCAUACUGCCCGGUAUAUAUCAGCCGUGAUUGCUGGCUCACGGGAUACGAUCACGUAAACGACCGAUGGCAGAAAAUGUUCAGACUAUCUUACUUUGCCGACGCUAGGAAGAUACCCAAAUUCAUUCGGUACACUUCUUCAAUGUCUGGUGCUCUACUGUGCGGCAUUCUCAACAGUGACUGUUCUUCCGUGCACGGGAUAUCAUGUCAUACAAAUAUAUUUGUUACCAACGUGAUUACAAAAGACUGGAAGAAACUACCAAGUCGGCCAGAUAUGGAAAAGCCCGAUGCAGUACAAAUUCAUGCUUCUGGAGCGUGUUCUUACACGGUGAUGGUGCUUUCUCAUCCGGAUCCACCUGAACUGAGGGAACAAUCUGUAAGAUUGAUAACAUUUCAGAUCUAUGAAUCUACAAAGCGUACGUGGACUCUGAUGGAACUCAAGUUGCACGAUUCUAUUCUUCUCGUAUAUCAAGAUUCUGUGUACAACACAUCAGACCACAAGUUUUACGUUCUUUACAGAGACGUUUUGAGAUCAUUACGCACAGACAUCGCAGCCUUCGAGUUGAUGGCAUACGACAACGUGAAAGGAUGUGCCACGCGGAUUCAGCUUAGCGUUCCCAGCAUUCGGCACAUCGACGCUGCGUAUACAACCGGUCUGGUGGAGUGUGAUGGAGAUGUGAUCCUGAUUCUCGUGAUGGAUCCCAUGAUUUACAGUGACGGUGAUUCUUUUCAUGGAUCUAUUCCUCCCUGGGAUCCAAUGUGGGGGGUGAUUUGUGCCUUCCUGCCAUCCCGGCUUCCUUCCUCCAGUGUUCUCGUUUUGAAGUUUGACCAGGAGACCCAUGGGCUUAUUCCCAUAGCCUUAGGGCCUCCUUGCACUAUAAUUGAUGCCUACUGCGAUCGGUUCACGUGUCACAACAGUUGCAUCUACCUUGCAUCUUCUAAACACGACAGCCCGGUUGUGAUUUACAAUGUGCGAGAGAAAUUAUGGAGCGCACUCUCUCCUUCUUCCGAUGUAUGUAACGGCAACAUCUUCUCCUUUCAGCCUGGCUUGGACCCAUUUGCAGCUGUCUAAGGGAUGUCAUCUUCAGGAUGAGCAAGUAUCAUAUGUACCAUGACGCAGGGAAGAGUUUGAAGCGUUAUUAGUCCCGUGACAUGGGCUCUAUCCAGCAAUCUUCUCGUUUUUCAUUCGACAUAUCUAUGGUUCGAAGAUAGCUGAAGAGGUGUAAAUUGCGUAUCGUUUCUCCAAUUUUCAUUCUCCUCCGAAUUUCUCCUUCUUGUUGUUUGUUCUAGUUUCUCGAAGCCUAGCAUGAUAUGCACAAUAUGGCCUGAAACACGCAAACUAUUAUCUGAGCUCCAAAAUCUACUAUGUAUAUCUAGCCAUUUGAAUUGACCACGAUAAUCAUGGUAAAAUGUGGAUAUAUGUUCGAACAGGAUUGAGUAGUAUGAGUUUUAUAUUAACGAGCUGUAGUUUCCUUUCUCUGAACGAUAGAAGCAACUAUCAUGGGAUAAUUAAACUCAGGGUGAUGCCAUUCAGUGCUAAAUCGAUGUUUAUCAAUGCUUUCUACGACAUUCACAUUGGUUGCUGAAACUUUAUAUAACGAACAUUAUUGUUGGGUUUAUAC
Molecule: messenger RNA, 2257 nt
Organism: Marchantia polymorpha subsp. ruderalis
Lineage: Eukaryota; Viridiplantae; Streptophyta; Marchantiopsida; Marchantiales; Marchantiaceae
Source: the annotation of a GenBank genome assembly